CCCAGCUGCAUGGAAAUAUUGGCCGAGUUUGGAGAGUUCAUUCCGCCCCUCCCGAAAAGAAUCGACCUUCAAACCUGUGCGAAUUCACGCACGAAACACCUGACGAGCUCAAAGGGAAGCAGCCCAUCCAGGCACUAGUUCUUUCAUGAGCCGACGAAAGCCAGGCUCAAAGCUCCAUGCUAUGAUCGCCGCCUCGACGAUCAUGAUCUUCCCACCAUCUUCCUCAACGUGGGGUUGCAUUCUUUGCUUUUUAGGGUUGCGAUGCAUCCGACUUUGAAUCUGGCCUUUUGGUCAUGAAGAUUUCCCAAUACUCAUGUCUUUCCACACAGUGACGAAACCGAGACAGCAAUGCUGAAUAAUAUGCUCGGCAAAAUCAAGAUAAGCUUUCUGACCCUGGCGGAAGGGCACUGUGGCGAAUAUGCACUAUUUGAUGUGACGAGACACACUACUGACAAGGGCUUAUUCAGCUUACAGUGACAGAAUUUCUCAGUGUUUGUGAGUGCUUCACGCCCAGGUGGAGGAUUUGGAGCUGGGACUUUCAAGCGAAGUGGCGUCGGUGUUAGCGUGCCUCUUUGCAGAUGCUGUGAUGCGAGCCGCUCGUCACUGUCGUGUGGUUCGCCAGCGAUCCCAUGUCCUGCAGCUCGAAAGAGGGCUUGCAGUUCGAAUCAAUAAUGCUCGUGGGCACAACAGAAUGACCAUCGAAAUUGUGAACUCCUUCCCCUCGCUUUUCCACCAAAGUCGAGCGAGACCGAGACACGGAUAUCGCGGAAGUACCCUUCUGGUCGUCCUGCCCGCUGAUGCUUUGUCGGCAUGUCCAAAAAGCCAAUGAGACGCUGUCAACCCGACGAUCCUGCUGCCAGCUUGACGCACGUCAGACAUGAAGUCCUAUUCAAUGCUACUCAUCUGCUGCUCCAAGAGAACCAUUACCACCAUAUGGUGGGGGCGAUGUCAAAUGCAGCUGGACGCCAGAGACAGCACCUGACCUAGCCUGUUUAGGUGUCACCGCCCUUGUUGUACAUCGUCAAGUCCAGACUCCCAGUUGGUCGGUAACCUUCACCGUUCCGGCACUACGACAGGGUUGGACAGUAAUCGUAGCAAUGACUCGGCUUUGCCAAGUUCGAUACCCUUAGCUGCCGCGGAGGUGGGUGGAUCGGGAGCGAACUGGGACAGGCAUUUGAAGCAUGGCCAUUAAACACACAGCAAAUACCCAAGACAACAUUGGCUGUGUCUCACCUGGGUGCGCUCCUCUUACACCUCCUCCCCCCUUCACCCGGCUCUUCAAACUACUUUUCUUCAGUCACUCGGACAGCCUUCUCAGCACCACGAUUAUCCAGGAUUGCAUCUCGGGGAGGUCGCGGGAGGUGCCAGCACACCUUCCAUUCACAUUUCUAGCAUGGCCAAAUCGGCAGAGGCACGAUGGCAUCUCGGCCACUGGGUGCUCCUUUUUUCUCUGCCCACACCAUCGCUCUGCGGUUCCAUGGCAGCUUGGUGGACUGACCUCGGGCCCUCGCUUGUUCUUCAGAAUGCUUCAACCGGCCUCCUCACCUAUUCCUUCUGUAACAGCAACAGCACUCCCAUCUAUCCACAAGAUCCACCAAUCGCUCUCAGGACCACUUACGCCCCCAAAAAGGGAACAUCACUGGCGGCUACUGGCUGGUAUGAUCAAAUCGGGUCGACGUGGGCCUCGGUAUUCUACCAAAACAACAACGAUGACAUUGUCAACGCUGUCUACAAGUGUGACAACAGAACCGGAUUGUACGACCAGCAAGAGAGCAAUGUCAUCUCGGACAGACGAGGGACCCCAAGCCCCCACACGGAUUCAGGAAUCUCCGUCACUUUACUGGGGGAGCAAGAGGGUUAUAGGGUAUUCUACCAUGACAGAUCGAAGGCGCUCCAGUCAUUGCAAUUCAAGUCAACGGACGGCUGGUCUUAUGGAAGUCCGGUAUCGAGCAACACAAAUCGGUCAAGUAUGGAGAUUCAUUCGCAAUUUUCGGGUGUUCGUAACGUCACAGUCGUGACCCCGCGAGACGCUCGAAACAUGGAAACAGCCCGCCUCAACGUGGACAGCACCUACUUCAUCGAUACGUUUCCAACACCACUCAAAGGAGGACUCAACAAUACCAGCGCCUCUAACCGGACUUCAUUUCCAUAUGAUACCUCCGCAACCCCUUCAUUUGAGCUUGAGGCGUGGGAUGGCAACCCAAAAGCAAUCGGAAUUGCUAUUGACACUGACACGACCCGUCACAUUUUCUACAUUGGAACCGACCGCGCGAUCCACUGGAUUGCGGCGUUCGUCUCGGCCUCGGUUGAAGGUGGUUUUCGCGCUCAGGCGUCUCAGAACACCGACGUCUGGCCUUUGGCUGACGAACCAAAUUCCGACUUCACCAUUGCGAGUCACAUCGAAAGCAGCAGCAUUCGACUGUACUAUGUCAGUGGAGGCCGUAUAAUCGAAACGAAGUAUCGUGAUGGAAAUUGGGACCGAGCCGCCCCUGUGGAGAGUGCCAACACGACGAUCAUCGCUGAUGAAGGUGCUGGUGCGGGUGAUGCUGGUCUUACAACGGGAGCGAAGGCAGGUAUUGGUGUCGGGGUCAGUGUUGGUGUCCUUCUCAUCGGCGCAGCAGCAGCAGCUUUUUGGAUUCUUCGAAAGAAGAAAUCCACACCCCCUGACGAGGAGGCCACAACAGCUGCCGACGACACAGUUGCUACGGUUCCGCCCAUGUCUGAGACGGGAAGUCAAGGCGCCUCCUCUCCAACAGCUGGUGUCGCGCGCACCAGUAGCGGACUCAGUGCAGACAAGUGGGACGCUGAAGUCAAGGACAAGCCGCUUACACCUCCACCGAGAGAACUUGAGAGUCCGAAUCUUGCGUCUGAGCUGCCGCAUACCAAUGACAGGAAUGAGCUUCCUACUAAGCAUCAUGUCACGGAGCUACCUUGAUACCUGAGGGAACAAGCUCUAGGAGACAUAUUGAAAGAUAAAGAUAGAGGUGGUAUGGCAUGGCGGCGCAUGGAGUUCGUGGGGAGCAGAUGUGAUAUGUGGAUGUACAUGGUGAUAUUCAAUGAGUCUGGAACCUAUCAUUCUUGCUCACAGUACAAAGUUUUGAUCUGCCGAAAGAUGCUGCUGGUUUAUUAACAAUUUCUUGAUUGCAAUUCUUUUCAAUAGUUCUCCGAGUAGUAAUUCAGAUGCAUUGGGUGAACCUGACUCGGCAAGGGGUUCCCAAUGUCCAACGGAGAAACAGAGAGUAAAAAAGGAAUGAGAUAUGUUUCCUCUGUGCGCUACUGUACCCUCGUUCGAAC
Molecule: messenger RNA, 3294 nt
Organism: Podospora pseudocomata
Lineage: Eukaryota; Fungi; Ascomycota; Sordariomycetes; Sordariales; Podosporaceae
Exons: 3
Coding region: 1394-2935 (513 amino acids)
Source: RefSeq, a predicted model, not a curated record